AUGCCUUCGCAACCGUCAGCAGAAGAGGUCGCAUCCUCACUCUUAGCAACCGAAGGUCUGCACUUUAGAUCCAUUGAUAUUUUGCAAUCGCUAUGGGCAGGCUACGGCCAAAUUUGCCGCAUCACAGCUACCCCAAAUGCGUCACCAAGCUCAUCAGGUGCAACAUCAAGAACAGCAUCGACGACGACUUCUAGUGUGUCCACUCCGCAGGAAGUCCAGUCCUACAUACUGAAACUCAUCACGCCUCCGCCGACAAAAGCAAACAAUGAAGGCCACACACGCAAGAUCUUGAGUUACCAAGUUGAACAGUACUUUUACACCAACCUGGCACCCCAACUACCACCCCGCAUCCCCGUAGCGAAACACCUAGCAAGCAUAUAUGAGCCACAGUCCGAUGGAAGCGUAUCAAUGGCCAUGAUCAUCACCGACCUCAAGCAAGCCUACCCGGUAGCAGGUGAGAAGCGAGAUGUCCUGAACAGCGUUCAAGUUCAUGCUGCAGUCGACUGGCUGUCCUCGUUCCAUGGCUUCUGGUGGCCGCGCAUCCCUAGUCUCGACCGCACCAAGCUUGUUCGCCCACCAUUGCAGGAAGUUAAAGCCGACGGCCAAGACGCGCGAAACAAGACAGUGUGGCUGAAUGGCGGGUAUACGUACCUUGCCACACGCCGCUCCGAGUACGCAAGCCUCGCAGCUGAUCACGAUUCAGAAUGGUGGUCGUUGACGGACUGGGAGAAGGAUGAAUUCUCUAUCGCAGAGCUCGUCGCGAGUGUGCUGGAGCCGAAGCAAAGCGGAUGGUCACCCAUCGAGGAGUACACUACGCUUAUCCAUGGAGACGUAAAGAGCGAAAAUCUGUUUACGAGCAAAAGCGGAGAGGAAGUCGUCUUUUACGACUUUCAGUAUGUUGGACUCGGACUGGGCGUAUGCGAUUUGGCGAAGUUGUUCACUUGCUCAGUGCCACUGGAAAUGCUUGUCGACGAUAGACCAGUACCGCGAGAACUGGCGAUGCAAGACGGCGAGAAGAACUUACUCGAGCGGUAUUGGGUAACGUUGAAGAAGGAGUCUAAAAAGGAGUACGAGUGGGACAUCUUUGUGAAUCACUGGGAGACUGCAUUGGUAGAUUGGUUGAGGUUUCAGGCGAGCUGGGGCUUCUGGGGUAAUACGGAGUGGCUGGAGGCCAGAGUGCGAUUCAUAUUGAAAAACGAAAAGUGGAGGGAGGCUGUUGCAGGGAACGCGAAGAUGGCUGGACUGUGGAGUACCACUGAUCUUCCAUGA
Molecule: messenger RNA, 1269 nt
Organism: Didymosphaeria variabile
Lineage: Eukaryota; Fungi; Ascomycota; Dothideomycetes; Pleosporales; Didymosphaeriaceae
Exons: 1
Coding region: 1-1269 (422 amino acids)
Source: RefSeq, a predicted model, not a curated record